ACAUUUUACUUUCGAUAUUAUUUACUGGAAUCUUACUUUUUCAAAAUGAUCUGUGUUUGACUCCAUUAAUCUCAGCGUCUUCAAUGACAAGUGAAUGUACAUGCGCAGUCGUCCACUUAUAGCGUAACGAUGGUGUCUAUAUAUCGACCCCUGUUGGAGGAGUGUAUUGGAGGUACCGAUCUCCUAUCUGACCUCAGUGACAUCAUAGACAGAGAUGGUAAGCUACAAGUACGGGCGGCUGGACGGGAAGGUCCUAAACGCUCCAUGCACGUUCUCAUGGAUCUAAUGGAAAACUGUCAACACAAUGACAAGUGGAACAUUUUUUACAAAGCACUGAAGAGAAAUGAUUUUGAACACGUUAUAGCUGCAUUGAAGGAUGCAGAUGUCCCCGACAGCGUUCGAAAGCUAUAUUGCGAAGUAUUACUACAACCAGAAAAUAUCGUAUGCAUACAAGACAUGCUAACACCAGAGGUACAAAAAGAAAUGGUCGAUAGAAAAUCGAUAUCAAGCGAAGACAGUCAGAACAUCAUAUAUGAAAAGGAGAUGACCGGGAGUGAUAAUGCAGCCAUCUUGGUUUUUCUAGACCGAUUGUGGAGAAGGAACGAGAUGUCGAAAUGGAUUGAAGAUUUAUCCCGUAUUUUCUCAUCAAUGAAACACAAAGAGUUAUCACAGAAACUGCGUGACUAUAUCACAAAAAAGGAUGAAACAGAACCGAAAAUAGUCCAAGCCACUCAAUUGCAACAAGAGGAACCAAAACGUAACGAGAAUAGCGGAGAGCAGAGUACAGACGCCAAAUCAAGAAGUGAACUGGAUGAGACAGAACUUAAAACAGCAUUGGAAAUUGACACCAUAUCAAGUCGAGAAGGGACAUGUUCAGGAGAACUCGACAUUGAGACAGGAAUAAGUUUGUCUUCAUCUAUUUUAAAUUCAGAAACGCAUGUCACGCCUGCUGAUAUCGAAGCAGGGCUGACUGAACCAGUUGAAAGUGCACACGUGCAGGAGACUGAUAACGGACCACAAACACCGGUUGGAACCAGUGAAUUGACGACUGGUAUGGUGGCAAAAAUAGAGGCGGAACUGGACGCCACAGUAGAACGUUCUAGACUGCGAAUGGAGACAGACCUAACUAUUUCGGAAAAAGACGAGAAAGACGCAGACGAAGCAACAGAGAAAGAAGCCUUUCCAUUAUUAGAGAUGAGGGAGUACCAGCUAGAAUUAGCGGAACUGGCGAUCGAAGACCAAAACACAAUACUCUGUGCAGAAACAGGGACAGGAAAAACUUAUGUGGCUCUGUAUGUAACUCAAGAACACCUCUCCAAGAAAAACGACGCAUGUGUUGUUUUCCUGGCUCGAACCAAUGCCCUUGUGGAGCAGCAGUAUGAAAUAUUCACAAAGUUUCUUUACAAUUAUAAGGUUUAUUAUCUAAAAACGGAUAAGACUGCAGCCAUGGGACGGAAGUUGACUGCUGCGAAGGAUGAGCAUCAAGUUUUCUUCAUGACUCCACAGAUCCUACUGAACAACAUGAACAGCAAGCAGAUCUCCCUUCCGGAUAUAUCUCUACUGAUCUUAGACGAGUGCCAUCACACACGGAAGCGAGAACCUUACAACAACGUCAUGAAGCAGUACCUGACCUUAAAGCGACAGGGAAAAGAUAACUUACCGCAGGUGUUGGGACUAACUGCUACUAUUGGAGUCGGUAAAUCUAGUACAUUAGAUGGAGCCGUUUCACAUAUACUGAGUGUAUGUGCAAGUCUGGACGUAUUUGAAAUAUCAAUGGUCAGGAAGAACAGAGAGGAACUAGAAAGCCAUGUGUCCAUCCCAAAGCGAGAAACGUUAAAACUUAUGGAGAAGGAGAAAGAUGAGCCAAAGCAAAUCAUUUUGAAUAAAAUGGAGUUGAUUGAAUUGUAUGUGAGCAAAACAGAAGCCACUAAUCAGCCCAAACUUAAGGCACAUUGGAACAAGAAGCCGAAGAAAAGAGAUGGCAAAGCCUAUCAGAAAUGGACGACCCAUUUCCGUAAUAGGGUGAUCUGUAAGCUGAAGACUGACCCCAAACUUCUCCGAAAACUGCACGCAGCCAUGACACACCUGUCUGGUUACAAUGAGGCACUUGGUGUCAACUAUUUGAUGAACAGCACACACGUUGCUGAAGACCUGAAACGUAAAUUCUUCGAUGAUCAGCAGCAACGUCAUCAAUUAGUAGCACAGAAGCAGACGACACAUCAUGAUGAUGAUGAUGAUGAUGAUGAUGAUGCAGAAACACGUUUGAUGCGUUAUGACGAAGAGAUAUGUCAGCAGCUAGAAACUUUGAGUGAAAAAAUCAACCCGCAUCUGAAAACCUUACGAAACUACCUAGUGGACCUUCAAUCUGACCUUGGUGAGGGUAUGAGGGGAAUGAUUUUUGUAGAGACCAGAGCAACAGCUUUUGCGUUGGCAAAGUACAUUUCGGAAGAGCUAGUGUUGUUGAGAUACAAAGCUGCAGCUUUUACCGGAAGUAAAUCCAGCGAUAGCAGCGAGGGUAUGCAAGAAGAAGAAAAAGCAGAAACCUUAAAGAGAUACAGAAAAGGGGAGAUCAAUGUGUUAGUAGCUACAUCUGUUGGAAGUGAAGGAAUAGAUGUUCCUGACUGCAACUUUAUCAUUACUUACAACUACACAGGAAAUGAAGCGGACAUUAUGCAAAUGAGUGGACGUGCACGAAAAAAGGGUUCCAUGGUAACUCACAUAUCUGAUCAGACCAUUCAGCGGCGAGAGGAAUCUAGUCUUCAGAAAGCACUCAUGAUGGCGCGUGCUUUUGACUGCCUUGAUGACAUGAAGACAGAACAUCGACACAAAAAGAUCAGUGAACAACAGAACCGACUAAAGGAUGCAGACAUCGGAUCCUUCUUCCUAGAGAACUCUAUUGUUAAAACAAACACCUCCUUUGCCAUAAUUUGCUGGAAAUGUCAGGCAUUUGCAGUGAUGGGCCGUGACGUCAGAAUCUUUACAGGACAACACAGAGUUGUUCUGGAUCUCGCCUUUCAAGAUCGAUGUGAUUUCGAAGAAACAGACGAGGCAUCGCGAUUCAAAAAGAGAAUUAUUCAUUGUAAGGGAUGCAAGACAAAAUGGGGCACAACCUUCAGUGUGGACGACAUUGAAGUUCCGGUCUUGAAAGUGAAGGCCCUUCUCUUUGUUCCUGGGUAUACUGGUGGAGAUUUGGCGGAAUGGAAGGAAAGAAAACGAUUCAAGAAGUGGGGAAAAGUGGAAUUCGAUAUCAAGAAGGUGAACAAAGCUCAGUUGAUUGAGAUUUUUAACCAGCUGAAGCAGGACACACUUCCAUCUGAAGGAGAAGUUUAAGAAAAUGACGAUUUUGGAUGUUUCCUUGUUGAGAGCAGUAGACUGAAACACAGAAAAUACUUAUUGAUUGAGUAACCUCGACUGAAUGUUAUUUUCUUGUUGACAGCAUGUUUUUCAUUAUUAGAAUACAGUUGUAUAUUGUGGCCAACAGCUUGAUAGUACAAAUAAAUCAUAACAGUUUA
Messenger RNA from Ostrea edulis (European flat oyster), 3512 nucleotides. Its product is annotated as ATP-dependent RNA helicase DHX58-like. Gene Ontology annotation, cellular component: cytoplasm. The transcript has 15 exons. Lineage: Eukaryota; Metazoa; Mollusca; Bivalvia; Ostreida; Ostreidae. The coding region runs from base 130 to 3330 and encodes 1066 amino acids. Gene Ontology annotation, molecular function: hydrolase activity; ATP binding; DNA binding. The record is from RefSeq and is a predicted model, not a curated record.